GAAUGUAAAAAAGACACAAGAAUCUUGAUAGAAAAAAGAACUGUAAUAAGACUUCUCAUAGGAUAUGCAUAUGCUGUAAAAAAUUAUCUACGUGAAGAGGAAGGAGAAGAUUUCAAAGAUGAAGUUAAACCUUUCAUUUCGAACAUAAAAUCAGAUUUACCUGGAUUCAAACACCUAACUGGGGAAAGUCAGAAAACGGAGGGCAAUGUAACCAAAUUUUUAGAUAUAUUUAGCGUUAGUAACAAAAAAAAGCCACAUCAACGUGAACACAUCAAUAACUACAACCUUCCUUUAGAAAUUUCUUUAUAUAUUUCUGAUUAUAUUACAACUCAAUUUCGGCUCAAGAGGAUUGGUGUCCCAUUGUCCAAUAAUUUGAUAGUUAAUGUUAAUUUGUUGACAGAUUGUUUGUCAUCUUUUGAAAGAAUUUUGAGUACACCGAUUCCUUUAGCAUAUUCUAUCCAUUUAUCACAAACAGUAUGGAUUUAUUGUCUCAGCUUACCUUUCCAAUUGGUUGGGCUCACCGGUUGGUCUAAUAUUGUUAUUGUAUUCUUGGCUACUUUUAUUUUGCUUGGUAUUGAAAGAAUUGCUGCAGAAAUCGAAAAUCCUUUUGGAACUGACCCGAAUGAUUUAAACUUGGAUCUUUUUUGCAAAACAUUGGAAGAAGAAAUUAAAAAAAUCACAUCCCAGAAGAACCCACCAAACGUUAAUGACUGGGUGUUCAACGAAGAAAACCAUCCAUUUGGAAGUCAAGAAAUUGAUGCUCUCCAUGCAAAAGAUUUACCUUUCGAACGAAUAGAUUCGCUUUCUAAAAAAAUUGAUAUUGAUACCAAAUCCGUCAAUGAAGAUAAAGUUUCUAUUGAUAUUGAUAAUG
Messenger RNA from Scutellospora calospora, 871 nucleotides. The record is from the annotation of a GenBank genome assembly. Lineage: Eukaryota; Fungi; Glomeromycota; Glomeromycetes; Diversisporales; Gigasporaceae.